AUGGCGUCAAGUUCACAUGGCGGCAGCGGCGGCGGCGGCGCUGCACGACUAAAAAACGCCGCUUCCACCUUUUGCUCCGACUCUCAGCCUUUAAUUGCUGAUAUUCGAAAAACCGUACUUAUGAUGAAGGACAUCGCAGUUCAAUUGGAGAAAGACAAGCACUCUGACAAGGUGAAGGAGCUUGAAGAUGCGGUUAUUGAGUUAGUAGGACUAUCUGAACUCAGUGUGCAAUUUUCUUCCGCGGUUCAAGUUUUUGCCAAUAGAUACCAGCCUGGAGAAGAGUUAACUAAUUUUAAUAAGUUGUUUGAGGACGAGCUUUCCAAUUUUAAGGCCAACCAUUCUUCAGAUCUUCCUAAAAAUCCUUUAAUACGCCAAUUUAAGGAAGCUGUAUGGGUACGUUGCUUUGUUUUAGCAUGUAGAUGA
This is a messenger RNA of Sphenostylis stenocarpa, 423 nucleotides long. NCBI's taxonomy places the organism in Eukaryota, Viridiplantae, Streptophyta, Magnoliopsida, Fabales, Fabaceae. The record is from the annotation of a GenBank genome assembly.